UCAUCAAUUUCCGUCUUCCGUCUUGUCUCUUGUUUCGCUCGUUGCUUCGAUGAGUUGGUCUACCAGCCACUGGCCAAUGCACUCUAUUUCUCACCGACUUCGUGUCAAGUCGUGCUCCAGUCGUUACAUGCCAAGGGCAACGGUCCGAUGUAUGCAACUCCUCUUGACGGUCACCGAUGGCCACCGAUGCCGUGCGGGGCAAGACCUUGCACUCUUGUACUAGGCUCAGCGAUGCGCUUAUGUUCGAGAAUGUAGGCCUGUUCCACUGCUAAAGAUACAUAUCGCAUGAUGCAGCUACUAGGACAGCCUUGAUCUAGAGAUGCCCCAUAGUCUCAGAACGUCUAUUUCGUGUUAUUUCUGGCUUCUUUCUGGGGUCUGCCAUGCUCAAUUGGCAUUAGCCCCAGUCUGAUUGAUCGCCCCCCCUGCGAAAAGAAAGAGUUGCCCCUCCCCUCCCUAUGCUCCAUGUUGCCCCUCCUGCCUGGCAUAAGUCUCAAGGAGGGACGUACAUAGCCGGAGCGGAGGGUGUGGAAACGCGUUGUCUAUUUCGCCACCAGUGCUGCAGAGCCAGUACCCUCUAGCAAAUGCACAGAUGGUCAGAUAGGAGCAACCUGCCUCUGAACAGUUCGAGAUCACCCCUCCUGUGCCCCGCCAUGACCGUGGUGGAGUUGGCUAAUAUCAGGAAAUCAUCAACUGGCAACGGCAUACGCCAGCACAUCAAUAUGGGUCACACCUUCUUGAGCCGCAGAACUUCGUGCGUCUGGCUCGACUGCUCGCCCUAUCUGAUGUCCCCUUGGAAUCAUUGAACCGAUUGAUCCCACCUAUCCUUGCGGUACGCUAACUUUAGGCGUGGGCAAUAAAUCACACAUGUCUCGCCUUGAGGGACGAAAAUAUCCUGCCCAAGAUCUUCCAAGUCAACCACAGAACCGCCUCACUCCUCUUUUACCACGCCGUCGCCCACCCUUUUCAGCCUUAUCGAUUUCUUAAUUGACAACGAGCUGCAGUACUACUGCUUCAAUAUCACAAAAAAGAAAAGUCAAUUGACAUUGACCUUGUUGGUUUUUUCCUUGUAGGGCUGUCUUGGGCAAAAAGAAACCCUGCAGUUGGGUUGUGAUAACCUCAUUGAAUCGACGUAACCCCUGAGUAGAAGGGUCAGACAAGAUCUAGUCUGCACAGAAUCAUGAUGGGCGGCUUCUAUAUCCAAUAUCUUGACGGCUUGUGCCAACGCCGCGGCUGGAGGGACCCCAUGUACGAGGUCUACCGAAGCAGCUCCGGCUUCACCUGCCUCGUGCUCGUCAAUGGGCGAGAGUACCGUACCGACCUGGCGUACGAAUCGGAUCAGCUGGCGCAGGAGAACGCGGCCAUGCGUGCGUUCAUGGUGUGCCGCAACUUCUCUGUCAAUGGCGGGAUGCUGGCCAGGAACGGGGUCGUCCAGGGGCUGCCUGCCACUGAGGGGGCUUCGCGCCACAAGAGACGGGGCGGAGGCAGGCUGCCUAGCCGCCAUUCGCCCAGCCCGAGUAACAGCGAUUCGACAUCGUCCUACGAAUAG
Molecule: messenger RNA, 1546 nt
Organism: Pseudogymnoascus verrucosus
Lineage: Eukaryota; Fungi; Ascomycota; Leotiomycetes; Thelebolales; Thelebolaceae
Exons: 2
Coding region: 1178-1546 (122 amino acids)
Source: RefSeq, a predicted model, not a curated record